Symbiodinium necroappetens is the source of this 318-nucleotide messenger RNA. The record is from the annotation of a GenBank genome assembly. Lineage: Eukaryota; Dinophyceae; Suessiales; Symbiodiniaceae.
AUGGCGCAGCGGAUGGACACCAUGACAUCUUUGGGCGGAAGCACGGUCCAGAGUGGCAUUCCGCCACUGUCUAUGCGGUCACUUGCAGAACUCCAGCAACUCUGCAUGCGACGCCAGGCCUUCAUCGUCCAGCUCGAACGUGAACUGGCUGCGCUGCGCCAGCCCAGCGAGCUUGAAACACGUGUGGAAGCUCUGGAAAAGGUUGUGAAGCUGGGCCAGCAGCUCGGGAGUGGGGACAGCGAUGCGAACGGACAACUUCUGGCGCUCGUGCAGUCAAUGAGAGGGACUCCUGAGCUCCCUGAGAGAGGCCCUCCUUAG